AUGGCGGUCUGCGGAGUGCCAUUCGUGGCAGUCUCUGCCCUCAUUGCUGUCUUUAUGCCGUUCGCGUCCGCUGAAGUGCAGUCAUUUCCCAUCAGUGGUGUUCAGCCUGUGCCUACCAGCAACAUCUGCGAUGCAGUCGAGCAGUCAGAAGCUGGAGGGAACAAGAUGCUUCCGCUACAGAUCUCUCCUUCUGCUUCCAGCAUCUCGUUUACAUGCAGCGCAAAUAAGGACGCAGCUCUUACGCCAGCGGACGGGAUGUUCUUCGACAAGGAGGACUGUCAGUCCCCGAACCAACUAGUCACAGUGUGGUCUGACGCCACACUAACUCCGGCCCCCUCUCAAGGGAAAAAGCAGGUGUACACACUGACUGUGCCUAAGACACAGCGGCAGGGAAAGACCGUCUACUACUGCUGUGACAUCGCUGUCACAGGCGAAGAUGGGGAAAAGGAGGUCAUUCAGCGGGCAGAACAGUCCGUUGAGGAGAAAAAUCGGUGCGUCGUCAAAAUCACUGUCGAUGAGAUCCUGUCGAAACCCGAAGCCCCCUCCGAACAUCAACAGGUGCCAGGCCAGCAGGGUGAUGUGGCGCAGGAAAAAAAAUGUGAAACUGGCACCGAAAAUGCGACUGUAUCAACGGAUAAGCCUCUUUUAUUCAAGUGCGGCCCGGGGAUGGCGCUGCAGCCAGCCGGCCUGGAGAACGUGUUUGAUGGCAGCGACGGCACAUGCGCCACGAGCGUUAACCUGAAGCAGCUCGUUGACGCUGAGCUGAGCAAGGCGAACCAAGAAAACACGCGUAGCCCCCAAGAGAAUGAAAGUUAUACAUUCUCCCUCAAGACGACGCCCAAGCACGAUGCAUCCCUGUGCUACAGGUGCGUCCUCCUCGACGAGUCCAGCCAGACUGGUGGCUCUCGGGCUUUUGUGAGAACGGUGCUGAGUGAGCAGAAGCAGUGCCUGCUGAAGAUACUCAUCCAAGGCACUUCGGGUCCCGCCGGCGCCGGCCCCCCGUCAAGAAUGGAAUCUUCAUGGUUCGCCGCUACGCUGCUUCUCGCCACAAUAUGCUCUCUUCUGUAA
Molecule: messenger RNA, 1068 nt
Organism: Besnoitia besnoiti
Lineage: Eukaryota; Apicomplexa; Conoidasida; Eucoccidiorida; Sarcocystidae
Exons: 1
Coding region: 1-1068 (355 amino acids)
Cellular component (GO): membrane
Source: RefSeq, a predicted model, not a curated record